Molecule: messenger RNA, 13939 nt
Organism: Musca domestica (house fly)
Lineage: Eukaryota; Metazoa; Arthropoda; Insecta; Diptera; Muscidae
Product: E3 ubiquitin-protein ligase HECW2-like
Exons: 6
Coding region: 765-5831 (1688 amino acids)
Biological process (GO): regulation of dendrite morphogenesis
Molecular function (GO): ubiquitin-protein transferase activity; protein binding
Source: RefSeq, a predicted model, not a curated record
GACUUUUUUUGCAAUAUCUCGCUAAUUGAAAGGGCAAAAGCUGAGUGCGUUCGUGAAAAUUGUGAAAAAAUGCAAAAAUCUAGCUUAAAUUACAAGCAAUUCCUAUAAAUUCUGUAUAAAAAUGUGGAUAACAUAGCAUACAACGGGAUUGUGAAGAAAAAUUGUCGGAAAUUUAUGGGUUUCUUUGUAAAAUUGUGCUUUAAGUUUUCAACUCUUAUGACGGCAACUAAAUAUUUGUCGACGUAUUCGAAUGAAUGUUAAUUGAAAUAAUAACCACUGAGAAUUAUGCAAAUAUCAAUGGAAAUAAUGUGAAUUUCAUUGUUAAAUAAUAUAUUUUUCGAAGAUUGCCCAUUCCGUCGUUUGAAGUUUGAUUUGAAAAAGAAGUAUGAGGUUUUGUGGGACCAAUAAAAGUGUCAGCGAAAAAAUCUAUAAAUUAAAAUUGGAGCAGAGCAGAGACAAGCAAGUGAAAAAUUGAGACCCCCACACACACGCAAGUGAGAGUGAUACACACAGGAAUUAUGGUAGCAAAACAAAAACGGAAAUUUAGAAUAUAAACAAAAAACAAAAUAUAAAGUAAAGGAAAAAUAAUGACCGGCAAAAAAAUGUGUGAUUUGUGUACAACUGUCUACACAAUUUUUAAAUAAUGAUUUAGUUUUUUUUUCUGUUAUUGAUGUGUGGAGAUUUUAAUAAAGAAUGGAAAUAAAUGGAUAAAGAACCCCUGGGUAAUUGUGUGUAUGGACUGUUGCUGAGAAAUCUUCGUAAAAAUGGCUGAGGGUGGUGGUGGCGGUUGUGCUGCUGUUGGCGGCGACCAACAACAUUCGCUACCGGCAACAAGUGUCGAUGACGAAUCUCAAGACAACAACACAGAAGCCAAUGAAAACACACAAAAAGAACAACAAAGCAAUGUAAACAAAGAAAUGACAACACAUUCAAAAAGCUCUUCACCACCCCCCGUGAAAACAGAUAACGUGGAUAGUUUGUUUUAUGCGGCAACCGGAACACAUAAAGAAAAGGAUGUAAUUCAAAAUAAAAAUGAAGAACGGAUUUAUUUGGAUGCCGAUGCCAAUAAUGAUGUUGUAGCUCAUGACGAUGACGAUGAUGAAGAUGGAGAAGAUGAAAGUAAUCAAACAUUUUACGAAGCUACUGGCGGUGAAACGGAACUUGUUUUGACAUUUGGCAAUACACUGAAAAUAGUUAAUGAUGUCAUCAAAGAAUCAGAAGCCAGCAUGGCUUUGCUACCACCAGCAUCACAACAAGAAACCCAUUAUGUUGAUGCUGCCACCGCUACAAUUGAUAAUGCCGAGAAUAAGGAAACCAAGCAAUUGCCUUAUAAUAAUGAAAUGAAUAACCUGAACAUCACCAAUAGUUUGUCGUCCACACGAGCUAAUAACAUUCUUCUGGAUGAGGAUGAGUGUGAAGGUGCUGUCGGCCUAGCAACUGAUAUUUUGAAUGAUGUGAAUGUCUAUGCUCCAUCUUUGUUGGACAAUGAUCUCAUUAGGGCUCAACAGCAACAACCACAACACGAUGAGCGGGAUUUACACAUUGAGGGUGAAGCGGAGCUGAUUGUGGUGUUGCGCAAAAAGAGAGGAAGAAACUUAAAGGAUUACAAUCACAUCAAUCAACAUACAACUAGCGCCGCUCCGGAAGAUGAACAGGCUUUGAAGCAACGUCAACAGACACUGCUGACAACCAAAUCGUGUGAAACUCCAGCUUCGGCCACAACAUUGUCGCCCACGAAUUCCUACAAUGGCAGUAUUGGCAGUGAUGGUGGUGGUAGUGUUGGCGGUGGAGCGCGCCGCAAAUCAUGGACCCUCUCACCGCAAAGUGGUACCUCCACGCCGUUAAGCGGUGCCCGAAAGAAAGAAAAACGGGCCAGUGUAAAGUCGCCAGCGUCAUCGACCCCAACAACCUCCACCGCAACGGAUUCAUUUAAUCUUUGGAUAGCUCGAGAAUGUUAUGAAACAGUACCAGCUGAAACUGUAUUUGAGGUGGACGAUGGCGGUCAAGGUUUGGUGGGACCAGUCAAUUUCACAAUCGAUGAAGAGGCAGAUGAGGAGGCAGCUGCAGUAGAAAGUUUACUGGGCGCUGCAGCAGCUCUACAUGCCUCGGCCAGUGCUAACAAGGAAGCCCAGAUCCAGAGACGGCAAAAACAUUUACGUCAACCACAACAUCGGCCAUUGGAACGAUCUUGGCCACCACGAGCCAUUGGCAGGGAUUUUCGUCUGCAAGGUGAUGUCUUUAAAUUUGAUAUUUUGGAUACGGACGAUACACUUGAUGUCUAUGGUGGUGGGGGAAUUAUCGGUUCCAACGGAUAUGGCAGCAAUUCGAAUAGCACCAACAACUCACCGCUCUAUUUGCUGAACAGUGCCAAUUCUAGUAAUUCAUCCAACUCGAGCCCGCAAUAUGAGCUAAGUGCCACACCCUCGCCACCUGCAAUGAAAUUUAAGCCUUUGAUAAAAAAGAAAAUCGGUCCUGAUAGUUAUAUAAAUACGAUUACAACCAAAAAAGUGCCCGCAAGUGAAACAUAUGAGUUUCCGGCUUUUCCCACAAAAGAGAAUUCCUCGAAUACCCAAUUUCCACAGACGCCAUCGACCUCAUCUCUGCGACAGCAUAGACCUCUGACACGGACCCUGUCCAAUGGGAAGUCGGCUUAUGAGGAACGUCAAUCUCAGUCGCCAAGUCGCCUAAUGCUAUCGCCAAAAAGGCAUCGUAGCCCACCAUCGGGAUGCUCGACACGUAGUGCUUCCCCACUUGAUUUUCAAUUAAGUCCCGAGGCCCAGGUGUUGAACAGCAGCAACAGUGGACAACAGCAACAGGUGUCAGCAGUGUCCAGCAAUUCGGGCACUCCCAUUUUACACAAUCGUCCGCAACAACGUCUGUUAAAACGGGUUGGCGGCGUUGGUGCUGGGGUGGGUUCCCCGAAUCUUAUAUGUCCCCCAACACCUACACAUCAUGCCAGACGUCAUGCUCGCAUGCAGCAGCAACAGGCGGCAGCAGCUGCGGUCGCUGCAAUUUCCCUCAACAAUAAUCUCGAUGAUACGUAUAUUGGCACCGGGCCACCAAGUGGUGGUGGUGGUGGUGGCGGCGGCGCUGUGGCGGGAGCCCAUGCUAGUCAUUUAGAUUACAAUUAUUUAUCGUCCCGUACUCCACCCUCUUCGCCAGCAUUCCUUGGUUCUUCCAGCAAUCGCAGUGCCGAUGAUCGACCACGUGAUCAUUUAGGUGCUACCGCCAUGGCCGCCGCAUCAUCCUCGGCCACUUCAUCAACAAUAGAGGUCAUCGAUAAUGACGAAGAUGACGGUAAUGCCUCGGAUGAUUUGGGUGUGGUCCACAUCACCAGCACACGUUUGCCUUCUAUACCGGAGAGGGGUGCAACAGGUGGCCUUUUACGCACUAGUGCCAUAUUUUCGGCCGAAGCUGACGGCCAGACCAUAAAUGCCGCCACUGCUGAACCCUUACCUCCGGCAUGGGAGGCUAGAAUGGAUAGUCAUGGUCGUAUUUUCUAUAUCGAUCACACGACCCGUACAACUUCCUGGCAAAGACCCGGGUCAAAUGGUUCGGCCACUCUUAAUGGCCAUGGUGGCCGUGAACAACAUCACCGCCAACAACUAGACAGACGUUACCAAUCCAUACGUCGCACCAUCACCAAUGAAAAUCGUCCGGCUAUCGUGGGCCAUAAUGAUAAUACUCAAGCCUCGCAAUCUCCACACCAUCACCUAGCUCACAACAACAAUCACAAUGCACCACCACCAUCGAAUUUCCAGCACGUCUCUUUGUCGGUACACCCAGCUGUUCUUAUGCUCUGCCGUCCUGAUUUUUACUCAAUGCUUCAUACCAAUGAAGAUGCUUUAGCCAUUUACAAUCGCAAUACUGCCCUCAAGCAUAUGGUAAUACGUAUACGAAGAGAUCCCUCGUGUUUUCAACGCUAUCAAUACAACAAAGAUUUGGUAGCUUUGGUCAAUUCAUUUGCCCAGCUCAAUCGAGAUUUGCCCUCGAGUUGGGAGACAAAGCUGGAUCAGUCGGGCAAACAGUUCUUCAUAGAUCACAAUAAUCGACAAACGUCAUUUAUGGAUCCACGUUUGCCCAUUGACUGUCCAAGGAUAAUACGCCAUAGGCAGCAACAACCCCAACCACAUCAUCCUCAAUUCGAUGCCAUCGAUGGCAAUUGUAUUUCUGCCGCUGGAGGCGUAGGAAAUCAUCCUCCCCUGCCACCACCCAGACCAACAUCAACCUCAUCGUCGUCGGGGACGACAAGCAAUUCACGCCACAGUCAAUUUAUGCAAAACGAUAAUAUGCCUCAUUAUGCACCGUCAACAUCGUCCUACAACAAUGGUCCCAGCUCCUCCAGUGCAAUGUCGUCGAAUAAUAGUUAUCAUGAGAUUCCCGUGGCCUAUAAUGAAAAGGUUAUUGCCUUUUUGAGACAACCCAAUAUUAUAGAAAUUUUACGUGAACGUCAAGGCCAAAACAAUGUGUCACGUUCCUUGAGGGAAAAAAUUAAUAUUCUUCGAGUCGAAGGGGUGCCAGCCUUGGAAAGAAUGGCUCAUGAUCUACAAUUGACCAUUAUGUUAAGCCUUUUCGAACAGGAGAUUAUGAGCUAUGUGCCCAUCGAAGAACGCAGUCCCCAAGGCUCACCAGUGCUCAAUUCUCGCAUGCUGCAACGAGCUCCGCCACCAUUCCGGCGUGACUUCGAGGCCAAACUGAGAAGUUUCUAUAGGAAAUUAGAAUCGAAAGGAUAUGGUCAAGGACCACAUAAAUUAAAAUUACAAAUACGACGUACCCACUUAUUAGAAGAUGCCUUCCGUCGUAUUAUGUCUGCCAACAAAAAAGACUUACAAAGAGGACGUUUAGCUGUGCUCUGGGAUACGGAAGAGGGUCUGGACUAUGGUGGUCCCUCAAGAGAAUUCUUCUUUCUGCUAUCCCGUGAACUGUUCAAUCCCUACUACGGCCUCUUUGAAUAUUCAGCCAAUGACACCUAUACGGUACAAGUGUCACCACUUUCAGCCUUUGUCGAUAAUUGUCACGAUUGGUUCCGUUUUAGCGGUCGUGUCCUGGGCUUAGCUUUAGUUCAUCAAUAUUUAUUGGAUGCCUUCUUUACGAGGCCAUUUUACAAGGCUUUACUAAGACUUCCGGUAGCUUUAAGUGAUUUAGAAUCAUUGGAUAAUGAGUUCCAUCAAUCCCUGCAAUGGAUACGUGAUAAUGACAUUGGUACGGGUAUUGAUUUGGGUCUAACAUUCUGUGUGACCGAAGAGUUGUUGGGACGAGUUGUGGAACGGGAAUUGAAACCGGGCGGCAAGAAUAUUAUCGUGAAUGAGAAAAACAAAAAGGAGUACUUGGAGCGUAUGAUCAAAUGGCGUUUGGAACGUGGUGUCCAGGAGCAGACAGAGUCGCUGGUACGUGGCUUCUAUGAAGUCGUUGAUUCUCGUCUGGUGUCGGUAUUCGAUGCGCGUGAAUUGGAAUUGGUAAUAGCCGGUACGGCAGAAAUUGACAUCAAUGAUUGGCGCCUUAAUACCGAAUAUCGUUCCGGUUAUCAUGAUAAUCAUCAGGUUAUCAUAUGGUUCUGGCAGGUCAUUGAGAAGUUUACAAACGAGCAACGUUUGCGUUUAUUACAAUUUGUCACUGGUACCUCUAGCAUACCGUAUGAAGGUUUUUCGGCCCUGCGCGGUUCAACGGGUCCCCGACGUUUUUGUAUCGAGAAAUGGGGUAAACCAAAUGCCUUGCCACGAGCUCACACAUGUUUCAAUCGUCUAGACUUACCACCAUAUCCAACACCAGAAUUACUGUAUGAAAAACUGUUAUUGGCUGUUGAGGAGACAAAUACCUUUGGUAUUGAGUAGAGAGCAAUGUGAUGAUGGAAAGGAACGAAAGGAAAAACGGAUGUCAGUAGCAAAAGAAAAUCGUGAUAUUUUUCAAAUAUCUGUUAUAAUAAUUAUUACAAAUGUUUUAAGUGUGCCGGUUUUUUUGUCUGUGUGCGUGUAUGUGUGCGUCAUGUAGUUAAGCAAUUUCUUUAGUUUAGUUAUUUAUUUUGUAACGAUAUUUUUUAUAAGAUAUUUAAUUUAUUUUCAUAUUCGAAUUAUAGUUGGCCAUUAUUUAUUUAAAAAAAAUAGAAUGUUAAUAAUUAUGACGCCGUAUGACGGACAACCGACCUCCCUUGUCCCCUGUCUAUGUAGCAUUAGAUAAAUGUUAGUAUGUAGUUAAUUGAUUCAAGUCAAUGAAUUGAUAUUUUUUGCCAGUUAAUUGAUAUUGCAUUGCUAGUAUUGCAUCUAUCCACCCAUCUACUAUGUACUCAAAUGAUCUAUAUUGCCGUUUUGAUUUGUUUUAUUUUUUUAUGUUUUAAUAUUUAUUUGUUGCCUUAACAUAAUCUUGUCUUUUUAGUCAUUAGAUUUGUAAGUGAUAUUAACAAGUAAUAUUUAAUAUAAUAAUAAUUAUAACAACAACAAAUGUUAUUUACAUAUACAUUCCCUAUUAUCGAAACAAAAAUCACAAAAUGGUCCAUAGUUACUCUUGACAUAAAUGCCUGCAAUAUUUCCAUGGUAUAAUGGGAUCAUGUGUUAGUAUAUCAUUUAUAAUUAUGUCCUUAAUAUAUCCAAUGUCGUGUUGUACAGAGGUCUAAAGGCUUUUAUUAGGCUUUAUAUAUAAGACCCAGGUCUCUACGUUUUCAAUUACAAAUAACGAUACAGGAGUUUUUUUUUACAACAAGCUACGAGUAUGUCUUGUAUUGUCUUCUUUCACAUUUUUGAAAUUUUCAGAUUGGAAUCCUUUGAUUUUUUAUGUAUAGUGUCAUCGGCAAUAUUACAGACAAAAACACGAGUAUUAUUUUGAUGAAGAAUGUUAAACCUCAAGCGAGUCGAAAAAGGGUUCUUCUUUGCCCUUUCUUUGAAAAUUUGGUAAAAAAACACCCUUUUAACGGAAUAGUUGCAAUUCAAAAGAUCCUACACAGCUAUUUGUCAUAAAAUUCUGAUUUAGGUCCUUGAGGACCUUAGAAGUCUAAAUCUUAUUUAAAUGCCAGAAAUUCAUAUGCAUUAAAACACAUUUUAAGGUUAAACCCGUACAUUAUGUGAGUUUAUGCAAAAAUCUCCUGCAAAACAUCAUUUUUGAAGGCUUACGUCAAAGACUAAAUUAUAUUUCAUCAAAUUUUACUAUAAGUCUCCAAAGAAAAGAAAUCUCUAUUUCCACUACACAUCAAAUAUAUCAAUGUUCCAAAAAAAAUCGAAAAUAUUCCCUACUCCCUUGAUUUGACGCCUAAAAGAAGCAUACAAUUUCGUUUUAGACGUAAGGUGUCAAAAGAAGAAAUAUUCUACACAAAAUUUCACUAUGAGUCUCAGAACAAACCAUAUACCUAAAUACAAUACAAUAAAAUUACAUUCAACAUUUAUGUAUUAAAAGUGAAAAGUAUAUGUUUGGUUUUUACUGUUAUUUUAACAGGUUCCUAAUUUCAGUCAAAAUCUCCCUUUAUGCAUCAUUUUUUGGCAAAAGUGUCAAAGGAAGAAUAAUUUUUGAUCAAAUUUCAUUGUGAGUCUCUGAACAAAAGAAAUUCGUAUAUUCAAUGUGUACCAUGAAAAAAUAUAUCAUCAAUUUUUAUUUAAAAAAAAACUUGUUGAUUUUUUUGAAAAAUUUAGCAAUUUUUCUAAUUCGUUGAAAAUUUUCUUAUAAUUUGUAAAAUUUACAGACGGAGUUGUAGAAAAUUCCAAGUGCAGUAGCCAGUUGGAAUUUUCUACAACUUUCAAAUUCCAAUUGGACUUUAUAAUGUUUCUUUGUAUAUCAAAGUCCAAAGGAGUCAUGGGUUCUUAGGUCAAAUGUUGUUAAGGCUUUAAUAUAGUUUUGACUAUAUGUAAAGGGUCACCUAAAGUCUGAGAUAUUUGAAAUUUUAUUGAGAUCUUUUGGAUUGAACACUGAACAUUGUACACUGGAGAAAAAAGAUUUAACGAUGAAAUGGUAACUGAUUUGAAGGUGUUUCCCGAAAGAGGAAAAUUAGAGGAAUGAUUACUAGAUCGUAUCAACUUCCUUGCGACAGUUUACAAUGUGCCGUGAGUCUACGUUUCUGCACUUCUCAUUCAGUCGAUAGAAACAUCUAUUCAAAGACCAAAAAUACCCUUUUUGGGAAUAUCGUAUUUUUAAACCCUACUCCAUAGAAGAGUACAUAUUAUCGUCCGAUUGUGCACCAAAUGUGUACCGAAUAGUAUAAAAUUUUGCACAUACGACCGAAUUGGGCCUGAAAAUAAAUAUACAAAAUUUGAUCGUAAUCGGUUCAGAUAUACCUAUAGCUCCCAUAUAUAUAGUUCAUCCGAUUUGUUAUUUUUGUCGCCCGCAGCCGUAAUAUGCACUCUGCAACAACGAUAUUUGGGGAAAUAUAUCAAAUACGGCUAAGAAAUACCUUUGCUAAAUUUUUGUCGAGAUCGGUCCAGAUUUGGAUAUAGCUCCCAUAUAUAACUUCAUCCGAUUUGCUUUUAUUGUGUACCAAACGUGUAAUAUUAGCCCAAAUGGGAUGGAAUUUGGCACUAACGACCAUAUUGAGUCUAGAAACAAGUAUGUACAUUUUGGUGAUAAUCGGUUCAGAUAUAGCUAUAGGUCCCAUAUAUAUAUAUUGUUCAUCCUAUUUGGUAUAUUUGUUCUCCACAGCCGUAAUAUACACUCCGUAACAACGAUAUUCGGGGAAAUAUAUCAAAUACAGCUCAGAAAUACCUUUGCCAAAUUUUAUCGACAUCGGUUCAGAUUUGGACAUAUUUCCCAUAUAUAUCUUUAUCCGAUUUCAAGUUAAUUGUGCACCAAAGGGGUUAUACAAGCCCGAAUUAAAAAGGGACACAUGUUGGUAUGAUUUAAUUCUCACAAAUUCCCCAUAAAAACAAUUUUUUGUUAUGUGAACCUCUACUAAAUAUUCAAAGUGGUGGGCCACGCCCUACUCUAAGAUUUCCUUCACUGUUUUUUUAUUAUUACUUCACAAAAUUAACUAUCAUGGAAAUAUUGCUGGCAUUUUGUUAAAAUUCAGCGUUUGGAAGUAGACUACAGUUAAAUAAUAGAUAAAUUAAUAGAAUUUAUUAAUAACAAAUCCACAAAAAACAUACUAAUUGAACCAAAUCAAAACUAGUAUAGAAAAAAAAAUACAAAACAAUAAUACAUUCCAACAAAACUGUGAACCGAAACAUAAGAAUCCUUUAUAGCAAUACACCAUUCCAAUGGCAUAACGUUCAAUAAAACCGAAAUGAUUUUCCAAAAUGCAUUUAGAAUUAUUAAUUAAUACCUACCAGAACAAAUGUGUGUUAAAAACAUUGGUUUUCGAUUUGAAUCCAUCCAAGAAUUUGUGUUUUUUUUUUUCAAACAUAAUUUAUUUUAAUGUAAAAAAACCCUUAGAAAAGAAGAGUUUAAAUCAAUAGGAUUUCCAAAAAAUCAAACUAAGCAAUUGUCCUUUGGAAGACUCAUCGGCUAUCUUUCAUAAAAAUACACAAAUAUUGUUUUAAAUCAAAUUAAAAUUAAAUGAAAAUAAAAAUAAAAUCUUGGCAAUUUGUGUCUAUAAAUUUUUUUAUAAAAUUUUAUUUUAAAUAUUUUAUUUGAUUUUUUUUUUAUUUUUAAUUAAGAUUUACACAAUUUGUCAUAUUAUUUUGAAAAUAAGCUUUGUUAUCAUGACAACUUUUUUAUUUAUUUUAAUUAAUAUUUACGUACUUUUUAUAAAUAUUUUAGAAUCUGUUUCUGUGUGACGAAAUGCGACAAUGGAUUCGAAAGUAAAAUACCCUUCCAAAUGUGUUGUUAAAUGUUAAAUUUAACGCAAAAAAAAAAAUGAAAUCAUGAAAAACUUAUGGUGCAGAUACAUAAGAAGCUUGGCAUCAAAGUGGUAACAAUCAAAUGGGAUGUCAGUGCCACACUUCAAUCUUGUCGUUAUUUUUAUACCCUACACCACACAUAGUAAGGAGGGUAUAUUAAAGUCGUCAUUCCGUUUGUAACUCAUCGAACUAAUAAUUUUAGACCUAACAAAGCAUGUACAGGGUAAGAUAAAAAAGUGCAACAAAGUCAAACGCCAUAAUUUUUACAUUUUUUUUUAAUUUUAUUGAAUGAAAGCAAAAAAUGUCGGAAAUAGCAUCAAAUUUUAGAAUAAGUUUAGAUUUGUUCAAAUUGGUCAAAUUGAAGUGAUCGACACUGUGGUAUUUUUUUUGCUUUCCAAAAUACUCCAGACACAAUAGUCCAACGGAUUGGUAUCCGGAGAUUUUGGUGGCCAUUGCGCGCUGGUGGCGCGUGCUGAGUCCUGUUGGAAUGUCCAAGGUCUGCGACCAAAAUGUUUGCGUGUCCAAGGCUUUAAUACACCCUCCAGAAUAUUUUCGUGAUAAUAUUCGGCAUUUAUUCUUAUGCCACGGUCGAUUAAUACGAGCGAAGAGCGACCAUCGGCUGUUAUGGCGGCCCACACCAUCAUUUUUUGGCCACUGAGAGUUGUUUAAAAUUUCGUAUUUAGAGUUCGUAAUAGGAAGUACAAUCUAUAACAGAAAAUUGUCUAUACAGGUCCAGGUCUUUGUAUAGGUCCAAUAUAUCAGUACCUCUCUUUAUUCGGUAUUUUGACAAGUUUAGCUACUAUAUUCACCGAAAUUGUUUGAAAUUUCGUACUACAUUCUGUGACAGAAAAUUGUCUAUGUAGAUCCAGGUCUUCGUUUAGCCCAGAUAUAACGGUAGCUUCCUAUAUUCGUUAUUUUGAUGAUUUUAUCUAUAUAUUUUACCGGAUUUUUUUCCAAGUUUCGUAUUUGAAUAUUGUAAUGGCUUAUGACAAAAGUUGCUAUGCAGGUCCAUGUCUUCGUAUACACCCCAGUAUAAGGGCUAUAUUCGGUAUUUUUAAGAUUUUAACAGAAUUUUUAACGGAUUUUAUUUAUUUAUUUUUUUGGAAAUUUCCAAAUUAGUUCCAAUUUGUAAAGAGUUCGGCCCGGUCUUACAGCUUUUUUACUUGUUUCUUAUAAUCUGACGUUAAUAUGCCAUGUCAUGUUUUAUCACCUCAAGAGGCUUUUUACUGGCUUAGGUCAUCGGCUGGCCUCUUCGUAAAAGAAGGAAGGCGUAGGGGCGAACAAAUAUAAAUUAUCGGCCGGAAUUGAGCUAAGUCUACCUAAAACCCAGUUAAAACAAAAACCUUUUAUAUAUCUGAAUCUUUAUUUGUAUUGUUUUAUUUUUUUGCCUUUACUUUUAGUAUCGACACACAGAAACAGAUACUUAAUUGCCAAAAAGAUUUCUAUAUUUUAACUCAUCUAUUCAUUUAUUUUGAUUAAAGUCUGAUCAAAUACUUAUAAAACACGAAAGAAGAAGCUGUCUUAAAAUUCAACUGUUUAAUUUUACAUUAAAUAAAAAUAGAAUUUAUGUUAUUUACUCAGUCUAAAUAGUAUACAAAUAUAAACAAAUAUAUGUAUUUAUUUUAACAGAAACCCAACUAUUCACUCAAUAUUUAUAUUAAAAAAAAAAAAAAACACAACUCAGAUACCACUCAAUACCAUUCCCAGGAAGCUAUAAAGCUUUUUUUGAUCUUAAAUCAAUUUUUAACCCUUUAAGAAAUAUUUAUUUAUGUUUUUAAAAUAAUGAAUGAUUUUUAAAUAUUUUUAUCAACAAUUAAAUACCAGGUUGGCAAAAAAGUUAAAAUAAAUGAAAGUAAAGUUAUGGACAAAACUAAACAAUAAAUUAAUUAAUAUGUGAUUUUAAGCUUGCGCAAUAACAAAAUAAUUUAUUUUAUCUAUCUGAUGAUUACCUUAAACUUAGAAACAAAAAAAUUAUAUAUAUUUACAUUUAAUAUAUUUUAUAUCAUUAUGGAAACAAUACUAAACUAAAAACCUGAUUUAUUCACCUUAAUAUUUGUUACCUGAUAAUUAUUAUUACCUUAUUUUAUUUUUGUACAUUUAUUUUUUUUAAUUUUAUUUAUUAUUUUAAAUCUAAUAUUACUAUUUUCUUUAUUAUAAAAAAAAUCUAAAUUGUAAAAAAUUGGCCAACAAACGCUGUUCAAUAACAUGAAAACUCACUGUAUAUUGUAUAUCCUCAGCCGUGUAUCUACAGAUGCUGUGCAUCAUGCCACGCCUUGUGGUACCUCCCCCAAUAAGGGUCAAUAUUUUCAGCGAUUAUCGAGAAAAUGGAUAAUUAUGUCCUCAGCCAUAUGGCUAGAGAGGUAUACAUAUAUCAUUUGAUACGGCCAAAACGUGCCUCAUCGAAAUAACGAUUUUAGACCCUAGGUUUCUUUGGACCAAAUCCGUUUUAAGACAUUUGGAGUCGAUUUAGUGACGUCCGUCCGUCUGUCUGGCUGGUGAGCACGAAAACUCACGAACUACAUCGUAAUACUAUUAUCAAACCUAGAUCGAGUUCGGAGAUGGGCAAUAUCGGUUCACUCCUUCUGGUACCUCACCCACAAAAGAUCGAUAUUUUCAUAGAAAAUAAUAUACUGCACAGAAAGAGAUAGGAUCAUCCGAUUUUGCUCCAACUUUGCAAAUCUCAAUGUCUGCAUUAGUACUUUGUCAUGUAAGAAAAUGGACAAUUUCGGUCCACUCCAUCAAGUACCUCCUCCACAAAGCUUUAAAAUUUUGAACAAUUAUAUUUCUUAUGAAAUACGGUGUAAGAGUCCGAUUGUUUUCAAAUUACACACAUCACAAUAUUUUUAUUGAAUAAAGGUCUGGUGUGAAGAUGGAAUAUAUCGGCCUACUUCUUCUGGUACCUCCCCCACAAAGGGUCAGAAUUUGGAAUAGCCAUGAAGCUUCGUGGAAAUAUUGGCACAUCUCAAUAUUUCCAUCAACACAAGAUCUGUUAUAAAGAUGGUAGAGAUCGGACCAUUCCAUCUGGUACCUCUUCAAAUUACACACAUUACAAUAUUUUUAUUAACCCAAUGUAGGUGUGAAAUUGGGAUAUAUUGGUCCACCCCACAAAGCGUCAAAAGGGUUCCAAAUUUUGUAAAACAAAACGCUCAAAGUUAGCGAAAUAAACAUCCAAUUCACUUCAAGGUCUGUUGUGAAGAUAAUAAAUAUCAAAUAGUGUUGGCAUGUUUGUUCGGGAUACCAUAGUAUUUUGUUGUUGCAAAAUGGUCUGGCUUAAUCCCAUUAUUGUUGUUUUUAUAUUAGUGGAAAACGAUGGUAAUGUUUACCAGGGGGUAAGGCAGGGAAUACCUAUGUUUCGGAAAGAGCCACCAAUCCUCAUCAGUUCCCUUAAUAAAUAUCUGUGAUCCCCUUUUGGUACCUCACCCACAAUGGGUCAUAAUUUUCAGUACUUUUAUCUGUCAUAACUUGCGUUUCUUUACAGCUUGCUAUACCUAAAUAUUUCUCUCAACCAGAAAUCUGAUAUGAAUAUGAAAAUGAUUGGAAUUUAAGAUUUCGCAUAAAAUUGGAUACAAAUGUUCGAUUUUCUUGUAAAAUAUACUCAUACCAAUAUUUCUAUCUGUAUUAGGAUAUGUAUAAAUAUAGAAUACGUUGGUCAACAAUAUUGGUAUAAAGGUACUUCACAAUAUUUAUAUCAUAUUUAUUUAGGUCCGACACGAAAUGUCUAAUAUUGGCCCAUUCCUUUGGAACACAUUUGAUAAGGGGUUAAACAUUUGAAUAAUCAUAACAGAAGUCAAAGUAUUUAAAAAAUUCGUACAUUGGCUGAGGGUAUACAUCUGUCGGCAAAACCGUCUAAUAUUUUUUUAACUUGCGUUUUAUAAAAAAAAAUAAAUAAAAUUUCAAUUCUUUAAAUAAAAUUUCAAAUUUUUCCUAAAAAAAACUCAAAAAGAAAAUCAAACAUUUUUUUUUUAUUAAUUUUACACUUUGUUUACUUUUUUAAGUAUAUUUUUAUUUCUCAACCAUUUGUUAUCCAAAAAAAAAAACAAAAUUAUUGUACACCUCAUGAUGAUAAUUUAUGAAUUUGUGAAAGAGGCGGCAGUGUCGAUCAAAAAGUAAACAAAUAAAUAUAUUACUAAUUAAUAAAUAAAUCCUAGCUUGUGACCUAAUAAAAAAUAAAUAAAAAUACAAAUGAAAAA